This is a messenger RNA of Spinacia oleracea (spinach), 1859 nucleotides long. RefSeq lists its product as uncharacterized. The transcript has 6 exons. The coding region runs from base 138 to 1673 and encodes 511 amino acids. NCBI's taxonomy places the organism in Eukaryota, Viridiplantae, Streptophyta, Magnoliopsida, Caryophyllales, Amaranthaceae. Gene Ontology annotation, biological process: positive regulation of ubiquitin-dependent protein catabolic process. The record is from RefSeq and is a predicted model, not a curated record. Gene Ontology annotation, molecular function: cullin family protein binding.
AAACCACUUUUGACAUAAACAUAGACUUCCUCACCUGUGCCCUUAGAUUUUCGCAACCUCACUCUGUUUGUUCACUGAAAAACCCCAUCACCGCAACUAGAAGUUUUAGAACACCACCACCUUUGGAGAGAGAGAAAAUGGCAGAAUCUGAAGAGAUACUAAUCAGCUCACUCAGAAAUCUGGGGAUUGAAAUUCCAGCUCAAAUCAAUUCAAUUAAAGAUCUUGAUUCUUCUUCUUUCUUCUCCAUCUCUUCCCUAUCUCUCCACCUCCUCCUUCACAACACCACCGAUACGUCGUCGUUUCCAACCUCGUUGCCUGAUUCAAUGGCAGAAAAGGUCAAUUCUUGUACUCACAUGGCUUCCCUUUUUGAGAAGUUGGAGUACCCUUUUGAGAUCAGCUUCCAUCAGUUCCUGUACCCAUCUGAAGAGGACUUGCAUAAGUUGAUCAGAUUUUUGGUGGAAAGGCUUUCUGGAUUGUCUGAAGCCAGAAAAACUGUCAACUUUGCAGAUGACGUGAGACCGAUCAGUGAUCAACUCAUUUCAAGUACCUGGUCUGAGAAAACUGCUGAAGCUGAACCUUUGUUCAAUCCGAACAAUCAGAAAGUUAGAUCAGAAGAUGAUCCGCAAGGAUCAUCAAAUCACAGUGCCGAAGUUCCAUCUUUUGAAAAUAUUCCUAUUUAUGAGAAAUUGGAUGUGGAAGCUAAAGCUAGCAAAGUUGAUGAGCAAGAAACAGUGGCAUGUACGAGAGAAUUGAUCACGAAGGGUGCUCAAGUUGAGAAAACUACUGUUGUUACAGAUAGUUUCAUACCUGAGCAGGAAUCAAAGUCUUGUGAAGAGUUCUCACCCGAGUUGAGAUGCAUGUUGGAAAGCAUAUGUGAUCCUGAGAAGGCUACGGAAAAAGAUCUCGAAUUACACCAUCUAGAGGAAGAACAUGAAUUACUCAAAGAAGCGGUGAGAAUGGCUCAUGAUAAUGAGCAUUCUUUCAGUUCCUAUGUUGAUCAGCUCAGCAAACAAAUAGCCGUAAGACAAGGAAGCCUUCAAGAAUUGGAGAACCAUUGGGACAUUGAAAGAAAGUCUUUGGAAGAAAAAGAGUGGAAUUAUCUGGAGUCCCUUUGUGUGGAUAAACCUGAUUGUCAGCUGAAACUGCAGAAUCUUAAAGAAAUAGAUAGAGAGAUACAUUCUGUUUUAUCUGAAAUCAAAAAGAGGGAAGGGGAGUGUGCUAAACUUGAGAGUGAUAUGAAGAAGCAGCCAAAAGUUGCUUCUAGGAGAUCAUAUAUUGAAAGGAUCAAUGAGAUUACAAAGAACAGUCGGAAAUUGGACACAGAUGUCGAUCGCAUCUUGAAGGAGACAAGGGAGCUUAAGUUGGAGAGUAACUCAGUUGAGGAACGCCUUCAUCGAACAUACGCAGUGGUUGACGAAACAAUAUUAAGGGAAGCAAAGAAAGAUCCCGUAGGUCGUCAAGCGUACAGGCUCCUAACAAAUAUACAUGAAAGCUUUGAAAAGAUACGAGAGCAGAUCUUUGCAACUGAUAAAGCUCAAAGAGAAGUUGCUGAACUUGAAGUUAAGCUUACAGCAAUUGCCUCCCGGAAUUUGGAUAGGGAUAAAUUGCAAUCCGACUUGGAUGCCAUGAGAAGAGAGAAUGAACAUUUAGAGAAAACCCUCAGCAAUCGUUAGUAAGUACAAAUUUACUAGAUUGAAUUUGUGCUUUGAUUAUAUUUUCUGAUGAUAUAUUUAGAGCUCAGACAGUUUUUUUUCAUUUCUUUGUAAAAUUCCCAAAUUACAAAAUGAUUGCGAGAAAACAAGAAGAUUGAACACUUGUACAAGUUUACAUUUUUACUUCAAAAUGAUAUAUUUAUACAA